Aspergillus uvarum CBS 121591 is the source of this 1527-nucleotide messenger RNA. RefSeq lists its product as uncharacterized. The transcript is spliced from 5 exons. NCBI's taxonomy places the organism in Eukaryota, Fungi, Ascomycota, Eurotiomycetes, Eurotiales, Aspergillaceae. The record is from RefSeq and is a predicted model, not a curated record. The coding region runs from base 1 to 1527 and encodes 508 amino acids.
AUGGUUCUCUCCCGACUGGUUCCCAUCCCCGUCGGCUGUUGUUGCGCCCCACCUGCUUUUGCCGACAGAUCGAUCGCCUUUCAUGGGAUUUCAUGGGGACUGGACUGGACUGGACUGGACUGGACUGGAGAUAUGGGCGGAGUCUAUACUCUGGCAUAUAUUCCACAUUACCUGGCUUGCGUCGUCUCCAUCCGCAGUCAGCUGAGCUCAGCCUGCGCUCGUUGCGUCAAAUGCGAUGAAACCCCGGGAAAAGGUGGCAACUGUACGUCGACCGGCGGACCCUGCGAAGGCUACGAGGUCUAUCGAUUACCCUUGCCAGGAGGGCCCAAGACCAAGCGAGGAGAGGAUCCCUUACUGACCUCGGCUGCGGCCUGCCGCUUCCGCUGGGUGGUGACCUCGGAUGAGCGUCGGUGCUUUGCAUUCUUCUGCGAUCGGAUGAUUCGCGAUGCGGUGGCAUUCCGUGACUCGGCGCGAUGGCCGCGGAUGGUGCUCGACAUAGCCAACACCGACCCCGUCGUGUGUCACGCGGUGAUUGCCUUGGGGGCAGCGCACCAGGAGACCGUUGCCGGCAGCAUGCAAUCACAAUUAGCCCUAACGGCGCGACCAACCAGCUGGCAUUGGGUCGCCAGCGCGCAGCUGGCGCAGGCUUUUGCCCUCUUGCGUCGGCGGAACCCGCACGAUCCCCAGCUGAGAGAAGUCAUGGUUCUCUGCUGCUUGCUCUUUGUUCUCAUCAGUUUGAUCCUAACCCCGACGGGACUACGACAGUGUCAUCCGGCACCUCCGGAGUGGUCUCCGCAUCGUGAAGGAACUGGAAGCCCGCAUCAGCCCGACCCUGUCGCCACUCCCGACGCCCUCGAGCCCCUGCAUCGUGAGGUCCUGCAUUUGAUGCUGCGCGGAUGGGGCUCAUCGGCCGAGAUCAUUGCCACCCACUACGAGGCGCUUCACGCCGCGCAACCCGCGCUGCUGUCCAAGGCCACGCAGACGCAAGCCAGCUUUGCGGGGGUUCAAGCCAUGCACUACCGCACUCUCAGCUUCAAGGAGCAGCGCGGCGCAGACAUCACGGAGUGGCUCUUACGGACCCAUUCCUUGGGACUCCGCACUUGUCUGCUCAAGAAUGAUCCCGCCCGUCCUAAACCCUUCACCCCGGAAUAUGCCACCCAUUUCCCGGAAAAGCCAUCGCUGUUAGUGGAUCUGGGCGUCAUCCUGGCCCUGUAUCACCCCGUCGAGGCGUGUCAGGAUUUCACGGUGCGCUGGCGCGCGCUCCAGGCGCUGCGGUCCUGGCCCCACAACGAAGGCGCCUUUGACUCGCUGGUGGUGCUAACCGUGUUUCUGUUGGAGUCCGAUGUCGGUCCCAAAGAAUUUGACGCAAUGGUCAACCGCCAGGUCGAGGAUCAAUUGCGUCUCAUCACGGGGAACGAGGAUCGGGAGCUGGCGCAGGCGGGCGCAUACCUCACCCACAGCAUCGAUUCGGACCACUCCAUGAAAGCUUGGACCUGUGUGGGCAGAUUACUGAACCUGAAAGCAUAG